AAGUGUCCGGACUGGAAGGGGGUGAAAGUGUCCGGACUGGAAGAGGGGGAAAGUGUCCGGACUGGAAGGGGUGAAAGUGUCCGGACUGGAAGGGGGGGAAAGUGUCCGGACUGGAAGGGGGGGGAAAGUGUCCGGACUGGAAGGGGUGAAAGUGUCCGGACUGGAAGGGGGGGAAAGUGUCCGGACUGGAAGGGGGUGAAAGUGUCCGGACUGGAAGGGGGGAAAGUGUCCGGACUGGAAGGGGGUGAAAGUGUCCGGACUGGAAGGGGGUGAAAGUGUCCGGACUGGAAGGGGGUGAAAGUGUCCGGACUGGAAGGGGGGGAAAGUGUCCGGACUGGAAGGGGGGAAAG
Staurois parvus is the source of this 350-nucleotide messenger RNA. NCBI's taxonomy places the organism in Eukaryota, Metazoa, Chordata, Amphibia, Anura, Ranidae. The record is from the annotation of a GenBank genome assembly.